This is a messenger RNA of Labeo rohita (rohu), 1649 nucleotides long. It is a transcript of the gene tmed3, whose product is annotated as transmembrane p24 trafficking protein 3. The record is from RefSeq and is a predicted model, not a curated record. The coding region runs from base 131 to 754 and encodes 207 amino acids. Gene Ontology annotation, cellular component: Golgi apparatus; COPI vesicle coat; COPII-coated ER to Golgi transport vesicle. NCBI's taxonomy places the organism in Eukaryota, Metazoa, Chordata, Actinopteri, Cypriniformes, Cyprinidae. The transcript has 3 exons. Gene Ontology annotation, biological process: Golgi organization; intracellular protein transport; endoplasmic reticulum to Golgi vesicle-mediated transport.
GCCACGUCAGUGGUGUUUAGCUUCAAGCUGUCAAGUGCCUGAGAGCGUUCAGCAAAUCAGUUGUAAUUCAAUGAAGGAGGCUUUCUGUGAAUUUUAAAGAAUAAUUUAAGUUUUCCUCCACGUGAACACCAUGAGAUACCCCUUUCUUUUAAUUUUGGCUGUGUACAUUGCCUUUGUAAAUGCCACCGAAUUAACUUUUGAAUUGCCUGAUAACGAGAAACAAUGCUUUUACGAGGACCUAGAGCAAGGAGCAAAGUUUGAUAUAGACUUUCAGGUGAUUGCUGGAGGAAACUAUGAUGUGGAUUGUUUUGUGACAGAUCCACUGAAUAAUAUGCUGUAUCAGGAACGAAAAAAGCAAUAUGACAGCUUUUCCCAUACAACAACCAUGAAGGGCGUGUACACGGUCUGCUUUAGCAACGAGUUCUCAACCUUCUCUCACAAAACUGUUUACCUGGAUUUCAGAACUGGAGAGGAUGACAGAUUAAUGCCUGACACAAACCGAGCGACAGCUCUCACACAGAUGGAGUCAGCCUGCCUGUCUAUCCAUGAGAUCCUGAAAGUGGUUUCGGAUUCUCAGACUUGGUAUCGUCUUCGGGAGGCUCAGGACCGAAUCAGGGCUGAAGACCUGAAUGAUCGUGUGCACUUUUGGUCCAUUGGGGAGACCAUCAUCCUGUUUGUGGUCUGUAUUGGCCAGGUGUUUAUGCUUAAAAGUUUCUUCAAUGAGAAGAAAGCCAAUGUUGCCACCAGCACAUAGACCUAGGUUUCUAUUCUGCUGCCUUCUCUCCGUUAAUAAGCUGAUUAAUCAGUCUGAUCUGCAAGCAGCCAACCAAAAAUGACCUCUUUGUCAAACAAAAUGCCUUAAUUACAAAGUAAUGCACUAAAAGCUAUGUAGAGUUCAAUAUCUUGCGUAGUAUUUUCAAAUUGGCCUCUAUGUGCAUUGUUCACUAUAGCAGUAAUGAAAAUUGACCUGCUGCACCAAUAUUCUGUUGUUGUUUUUUUGUACAAGUGGUGUUUUGUGAAAUUUCUACUUUGUCCACUUUAGGUUUGUGCACUUGUCAACAUAUGUCUUAACAUCUCAACAUGCAUAUGUCUUAACAUAGACUUUAUAUAGAAAAGAAAGAAUAGUUUUGGUGGUUUGAGUUUUGGUAAUCAUGCCAAUAUGAUAAUGAAUGUGUUGAACCUCUAUUUUUCUAUUCAGCAAAGCCCUUCUUUGUUUAUCCCACAUUCAAAAGGGAAAAAUUCAAAAAUGGUGAAUAAUUUGUAAAUGUAGAUGUAUCUGGCAAAAUAUGAAAUGCUUAUUAAAAUUCAUAAUUUUCUUACCCCUUAAUUAGAAACCCUGUCUAAUUGCAAGUGCCAAUUGCAUGCACAUCAUUACUUAUUCCCAACUCUGUUACUUUGGGGAUAUUGAACAAGGGCUUGCACAUAAUUUUUGACUAUAACUAAAACAUCAACUUAAUGUGCAAUUCAUAGACAUAUUACAUAUUUUUGGGAUAUUUGUUACAAACAUUUUUCAUUUUGUAUACCUCAGCCUAAGAAGUUGAAUUGAUUUGUGACAUUUAUCGAUUUAUUAUGUAAUGAAUACCAUAGUGAGUUGUUUAUAUUCCUGCUUUGUGUUAAUUGACUAAUUAAAAAACAAAGUUUUGAACUGA